This is a messenger RNA of Salvelinus fontinalis (brook trout), 3662 nucleotides long. Its product is annotated as zinc finger protein OZF-like. Gene Ontology annotation, biological process: regulation of transcription by RNA polymerase II. The record is from RefSeq and is a predicted model, not a curated record. Gene Ontology annotation, molecular function: DNA-binding transcription factor activity; RNA polymerase II cis-regulatory region sequence-specific DNA binding. NCBI's taxonomy places the organism in Eukaryota, Metazoa, Chordata, Actinopteri, Salmoniformes, Salmonidae. The transcript has 2 exons. The coding region runs from base 382 to 1590 and encodes 402 amino acids.
UUCUUCAACAACAGCAGCAGUAGCUAUUCAGCACCCUCGGUAGCUUCCAACAUUACCGAGACAUUAGAGCUCUUAAGACGCUUUCGUUGUAUCUUUGCCUCUGUUUUAAAAUAUAACGUACUUAUUUCGUAUAGCUAGUUGACCCAUUUCAUUUCAUAUUUACGUUGUUAUUCAGGUUAGUAGCGAGCUGGCUUGCUAAAUUAGCUUAGCACCGGGCUAGUCGUUUAUCCUAACUAACUAACUUAGCUAGUUAACAUCGCCAACCAUGAGCUCAUUAAACUACUCCCCUCCUGCCAAAGAAAAGGAGGUCUGCUGUACAUUAUCGUAAAAGAAGAAGAAGAGGAGAAUAUUACAGUGAAAAGAGAGAAAUAAGCUUUCAGAAUGAAAAAGAAGGAGGAGGAUGUUACAGUGAAAAAAGAGAAAGAACAUUUUGACGAGGAAGAGGGUAAAGAGACUGUCACAGUGGAAGAGGAUGAGGUAGAAUCUUUCAGAAUGGAAGCGGAGGCUAUCGGUGUCACAUUGAAAGAAGAAGAGGUGGAUGUUAUAGUGAAAGAAGAGAAAGAACAUUUUAGAGUGAAAGAUGAAGAGGGGAUAGAGGCUGUCACAGUGGAAGAAGAGGAGGUAGAAUCUUUCAGAAUUAAAAAGGAGGAAGAGGAGGAUGUUACAGUGAAAGAAGAGGAAGAACCUUUUAGAGUGGAAGAGGAGGCUAUCUUAAGAAACGAGGAGGAAGACGUAUUGGGAGAUGAAGAGGAGACUGAAGAUCUGAUUAACACCAGAGAGGGACCAGACUCUCACUCUGACUGUGAGAAGAGUACUUCAGGGGAUCCAGUCCCAUUGAUGCCUAUACCAGUGAGACGACACCACUGUUCUCAGUGUGGAAAGAGAUUUACCCUGUUAGGGAACCUGAAAAGGCAUGAGAAGACACACACGGGAGAGAAGCCUUUCCAAUGUUCCCAGUGUGGAAAGAGUUUUACACGAUUAGGGAACCUGAAUAUGCAUGACAGAUCACACACGGGAGAGAAACCUUUCCAAUGCUCCCAGUGUGGAAAGGGUUUUACAGGGUUAGGGCAUCUGAAGGAACAUAAAAGAAUACACACAGGAGAGAAGCCUUUCCAAUGCUCCCAGUGUGGAAAGGGUUUUACCUUGUUAGGGAACCUGAAUAUGCAUGACAGAACACACACAGGAGAGAAGCCUUUCCAAUGCUCCCAGUGUGGAAAGGGUUUUACACAGUUAGGAAAUCUGAAGGAGCAUGAAAGAACACACACAGGGGAGACAUCUUACCAUUGCUCUUUGUGUGGAAAGGAUUUUGCCAAGUUAGGGAGCCUAAAGGAACAUACAAGAAUACACACAGGAGAGAAACCUUUCCAAUGCUCCCAGUGUGGAAAGAGUUUUACACGGUUAGGGCAUCUGAAGGAACAUGAAAGAAUACACACAGGAGACAAGACUUUCCAAUGUUCCCAGUGUGGAAAGAAUUUUACACGGUUAGGGAACCUGAAAAGGCAUGAGAGAGUACAUACAGUCUUUCCAAUACGCCCAGUGUGUAGCAGGAACCGGCUCAGAGACCAGAACCAAAAACUGGGAAAAAGUUGAGAAGCACAAACAGAAUCAGGAAAGAAAGGGAUCUCUACUUUUCCCGGAACAGAACCGUUAUUUUAAUUGCGUUGUAAACAGUUAAUAACUUUCUUUUAAAGCAACUGCCCAGUGAAAAUCUCACUUUAAAAGUUAAUUCUGUUAACUCAUAUGUAAAUGUUGUUGACGUGUCCUAUACGUGUGUUUGUGGACAAAGCAUAAAUUGAAGAAAAACACUUCAAAACCCCCAAACAGACCAUUUUUUAAAAAUCUUGCUAUUUCCUCAUAGAACAUGAUGUCAUCUCCCUGAGGAGGAUAAGCUGGCCAAUCAGUAGUCUACUUGUAUUAAUAUUCUAAUGACUGGUAUACGCCCACACCAUAACAACACAGAAAAGCUGCUUUUUAACAUACUUAAUAAAUACAAAUUUGAAGGAAAACGAUUUCACUCAUAUUGUAAUUAAUUAUAGGUCAUGUUUCAUAGAAGUCUGGAAACACUGGGAAUUUAAUUUAAAUUCUGGCCAUUUGUUUUUCAGUCCCACAAACAUCGCCAAUAAAGCGCUUUAUGCAAAGCCUACCUGCCCUUCCCUCCUCCAGAGCUACUUGCUCUCUCCCCGUCUCAGUCGCAUCUCGCGCCCUACACUUGUUGUCUGUCCAUCAUAUAACUAGCUUGUCUGCUCCAUAGCUGCUCCGUCCACACUGACUGGUGAAAUCAUUUAAUGAGCUACAUGUAAAAAAAAAAAAGAAGUGUUUUCACAGGUUAAAAAAGGAACAGAAAGGAACGAUAUAAACCGGUACGAACCAGUUCAGAACUUUAUUUUGAUGGUCGGAACCUAUGAGGUAUAUAAACCCUGGAUUGCUAUGUAUCGGCCAAUGAGAGGCUUUGAAGCCACCGGUCGGCCGUAUUGGCACUCCCCAUUAGGAGCAGUCCUCCAUAGGAAUGAAUGGAAUCCUACAGUAUUUCAAUUAAAUGUUUUCAAGGACAUUCUUACAUGUAAUUAAGGAAAAAAAAACAGCAGCGUUGCAGUUCUUGACACAAACCGGUGCGCCUGGCAUCUACUACCAUACCUCGUUCAUCAAAGGCACUUCAUCUUUUGUCAUGCCCGUUCAUGGCACACAGCAGCGUUGCAGUUCUUGACACAAACCGGUGCGCCUGGUACCUACUACCAUACCUCGUUCAUCAAAGGCACUUCAUCUUUUGUCAUGCCCGUUCAUGGCACACAGCAGCGUUGCAGUUCUUGACACAAACCGGUGCGCCUGGCACCUACUACCAUACCUCGUUCAUCAAAGGCACUUCAUCUUUUGUCAUGCCCGUUCAUGGCACACAGCAGCGUUGCAGUUCUUGACACAAACCGGUGCGCCUGGCACCUACUACCAUACCUCGUUCAUCAAAGGCACUUCAUCUUUUGUCAUGCCCGUUCAUGGCACACAGCAGCGUUGCAGUUCUUGACACAAACCGGUGCGCCUGGCACCUACUACCAUACCUCGUUCAUCAAAGGCACUUCAUCUUUUGUCAUGCCCAUUCAUGGCACACACACACACACACAAUCCAUGCCUCCACUGUCUCCGCCCCCUUCAUCGAUACUGAUUUGAAGUGGAGUUAACAAUAAGGGAUCCUGGCUUUCACCUGGAUUCACCUGGUUAGUCUAUGUCCUGGAAAGAGCAGGUGUUCUUAAACCUUUGGAUUCACCUGGUCAGUCUAUGUCCUGGAAAGAGCAGGUGUUCUUAAACCUUUGUCCACUCAGUAUAUAAACAGUGUAUAUAUUUUAUGUUUAGCUCACACAAUAGAAUUUAAAAGUAUUAAUUUGUCUGUAAAUGUGUCCAAAAUGAAUGUAGACAUUAAUACAUGUAUUUCUAUAUUGCCCAUGGGGCACGAAGAUGCCCCGCCCCCUUUUCAGUUAUCCAGGGUUUAUACACCUUUCUGUCAUCCAGGGUUUAUACACCUUUCAGUCAUCCAGGGUUUAUACACCUUUCAGUCAUCCAGGGUUUAUACACCUUUCAGUCAUCCAGGGUUUAUACACCUUUCAGUCAUCCAGGGUUUAUACACCUUUCAGUCAUCCAGGGUUUAUACACCUUUCAGUCAUCCACAGUUUAUA